Carassius auratus (goldfish) is the source of this 1452-nucleotide messenger RNA. RefSeq names its product 5-hydroxytryptamine receptor 7 (gene htr7). The transcript is spliced from 2 exons. Gene Ontology annotation, cellular component: plasma membrane. Bases 131 to 1408 code for a protein of 425 amino acids. The record is from RefSeq and is a predicted model, not a curated record. Gene Ontology annotation, biological process: smooth muscle contraction; vasoconstriction; chemical synaptic transmission. Gene Ontology annotation, molecular function: G protein-coupled serotonin receptor activity. Lineage: Eukaryota; Metazoa; Chordata; Actinopteri; Cypriniformes; Cyprinidae.
GCGGUUAGUUCUGUGAGCUUUAACUUGACAACUUGAAUGGCUCCUCGCGCAUAUAUGGGAAGUUCUUCUGUUGUCCCAGUGCGGUACAUUUGUGUUGUAACACACCAUGUACUUUGAUAUCUGAUGGAUAAUGAGAGCAACAUCUUUUCAGAACCAAGGACAGCUCUCAGCAGUCAAUAUGAUCUCGACACUGACGAAGGAUCGCGUGCAGGCACUCAUGACUAGUUUGACAUCUGAAGUGAUGGACGUGCGCUUUCUUAACAAGAUGCACGAUACCACUACACAUUUGCCGACGCCAAGUUUUAUGGAUAACGAGACCAGAUGCGGAGAGCCGAUUUUGAGUUACGGACAUGUUGAAAAAGUGCUCAUCGGAGGGGUUCUGACCUUGCUUACCUUUUUAACAAUCUGUGGGAAUUUGCUGGUGGUAAUAUCAGUGUGCUUUGUAAAGAAACUGAAGCAACCUUCUAAUUACUUAAUCGUUUCUCUGGCCGUUGCAGACCUGUCGGUUGCGGUGGUCGUAAUGCCGUUUGUCAGCAUCACUGAUCUCAUAGGAGGACAGUGGAUCUUCGGUCGUGUUUUCUGUAAUGUUUUUAUCGCCAUGGACGUGAUGUGCUGCACCGCUUCAAUAAUGACACUAUGUGUCAUAAGCAUAGACAGGUACCUGGGAAUCACUAAGCCAUUGACGUAUCCUGUGAGACAGAGUGGAAAGUGCAUGGCCAAAAUAGUGCUGUCUGUAUGGCUUCUCUCUGCUUCCAUCACCCUGCCCCCACUGUUUGGAUGGGCUCAGAAUGUCAACGAUGACAAUGUGUGUCUGAUCAGCCAGGACCUGGGCUACACUAUAUACUCCACCGCCGUGGCCUUCUACAUCCCCAUGUCUGUGAUGCUCAUUAUGUACUACCGGAUAUACAGAGUGGCAAAGGUGAGUGUUGCCAAACACACAAUCGCUGGCUUUCCCAAAGCCGAAGAUGAGGAAAGUGUGAACUGUGUGACUGCGGUCCUAAAGCUGCAGAGGGAGGUGGAGGUGUGUGUGAGCUUUUCUCGCCUUUUCAAAAAUGACCGUAAAAACAUCUCCAUUUUCAAAAGAGAGCAGAAGGCAGCGGCCACCCUCGGGAUUGUUGUGGGUGCUUUUGCAAUAUGCUGGCUGCCUUUCUUCCUGCUUUCUACGGCGCGGCCGUUCAUCUGUGGAGUGCAGUGUAGCUGCGUGCCUUUGUGGGUGGAGAGGACGCUGCUUUGGCUGGGUUAUGCCAACUCGCUCAUCAACCCUUUCAUUUAUGCAUUCUUCAACAGAGACCUCAGGACCACCUACCACAACCUCAUCCGCUGCCGGUAUCGCAACAUCAACCGCAAGCUAUCAGCAGCCAGCAUGCAUGAGGCUUUGAAACUAGCUGAAAGACCUGACCUGGUGUAGGCUGUCCGUACUCUUCACGUCUCUCUAGGGACUCAUGCAGUCAC